This is a messenger RNA of Scomber japonicus (chub mackerel), 1210 nucleotides long. It is a transcript of the gene dhrs4, whose product is annotated as dehydrogenase/reductase (SDR family) member 4. Lineage: Eukaryota; Metazoa; Chordata; Actinopteri; Scombriformes; Scombridae. The coding region runs from base 138 to 974 and encodes 278 amino acids. The record is from RefSeq and is a predicted model, not a curated record. Gene Ontology annotation, molecular function: carbonyl reductase (NADPH) activity. The transcript is spliced from 8 exons.
AGGGUUUUAUUUUGAUAGUGUGACUCUUACCCGGAAAAGCUGACACAUGAGUCGUCGGUAGUCAAAGGUCUUGGAAACAACUUUGAGAGUAUUUCUCUGCAGAUUUCUUCCAUUGUGCAGCUUUACGUUCAGUUUGCAUGACCUGCAGGGUGAUGUUGAAGAGUGUUUUCAGGUGCCUUGGGACCAAUCCUGUAGCUGGAUAUAGAAGUAUGUCUCAAAGCAGUCUUGCUGGAAAGGUAGCCAUAGUAACAGCCUCUACAGAUGGAAUUGGUCUGGCUGCAGCGGAGGCUCUGGGGAAGAGAGGAGCACAUGUGGUGGUGAGCAGCCGGCGGCAGGCCAACGUGGACAAGGCGGUGGCACUGCUGCAGAGCCAGAACAUCCAAGUGACUGGGACCACCUGUAACGUUGGCAACGGGGAGGACAGAGAAAAACUGGUUCAAAUGACUCUGGAGAAGUGUGGGGGCAUCGAUAUUCUGGUGUCCAACGCUGCGGUCAACCCUUUCUUUGGAAACAUCAUGGACUCCACAGAGGACGUCUGGGACAAGAUUCUGUCCAUUAAUGUGAAAUCAGCCUUCCUCAUGACCAAGUUGGUGGUGCCUCAUAUAGAGAAGAGGGGAGGGGGAAAUAUAGUGUUUGUGUCAUCUGUGGCUGGAUACCAACCAAUGCAGGCCUUGGGUCCUUACAGCGUGAGUAAGACGGCCCUGCUGGGUCUGACCCGGGCGCUGGCCCCUGAGCUGGGUCACAGUAACAUCAGAGUCAACUGUGUGGCCCCCGGAGUCAUCAAGACCCGCUUCAGCUCUGCCUUGUGGCAAAAUGAAGACAUUGUGGAUGAGUUCAAAAAGCAGCUCAGCAUUAAGAGGAUCGGAGAGCCAAAGGAAAUCGGGGGAGUGAUUGCCUUCCUGUGCACAGAGGACGCUUCAUACAUCACAGGAGAGACCAUCACAGUGACCGGAGGGAUCGGCUGUCGACUAUGAACCUCAAACUAAAUUACACUAAAUUGUGUUCUUAUGAAGAUGAACUUUGAUUACUGAAGUGGAGUCAUGAGAUUUAAAGAUGUUUAGUUGUUUAAAAAAUAAUAAUAUAACCCAAUUUUAGCCAGGAUACUGAGAUGUCAACCUAAAGAUUUUGUCCUUUUAAGUUUUCUGAUUAAUAAUUGGGGUAUUGUGUGAAUGACUGUAAAGAUUUCUGAUCAUAAUAAACAUUUAUAUAA